Molecule: messenger RNA, 3238 nt
Organism: Phyllostomus discolor (pale spear-nosed bat)
Lineage: Eukaryota; Metazoa; Chordata; Mammalia; Chiroptera; Phyllostomidae
Gene: CSNK2A2IP
Product: casein kinase 2 subunit alpha' interacting protein
Source: RefSeq, a predicted model, not a curated record
AAGAUAGAAGUUACAAACUAUCAAAGACUUUAUUUAAAGUAUCCAUUGUCCGUGGAAUCCAGAAAAAAGACUCUUAUCAGUUACUGAACUAUCUCUACAAACCAACUACUUUCAAAAAUACCUCUACCACUCUCAUAGAAUGGUGCCACUAGCAUAUUAUGAUCAACGUGUUGCGCCUUUAGAACACUCUUACCAACCAGGCACAGCAGACUCACUAACCCAUCCACACACAGGUAAUCUAAAUCAACCCAGUAAUCAGUCUUUGGUCAGAGUACAAUCUGAUAGUAAUCACCUUUUAGCACCUCCACCAUGCCCCAACCAGAAGGUUCAGAGAGUCUUUGCCAACUCUCAGGCUACAAUUUCACAGGGCUUCCAUAACAGGCUUUUGAAAUCACUAUUACCCCAGUCCAAAUGCCAGUCUAUACCUUCACUAGACCUCCACCAAAGAACUUCAUUGCAGCCUAAUUGGAGAUUUCUGAGCUCACCUUUGUCUCACCCCAAACCUCAAACAAUAUCUUCACUUGACCUCAAUAAAUCAUCAUUAUCACUGGAGUCCAAUCAAACAGAUUUGAGCUUACAAUUAGCCCUCCCCAAACCUCAGAAUACAAUUUCCUUAGACCUUUGCUGUAAAUCACCUUUACUGAAGUUUAAUCAAAAUGCCUCAAGUUCUUCAUUAAUCCCCUUCAAACAUCAAGAAACACCUUCUCUAGACAUCCACUGGACAUCAUCAUCUUUGGGACCUAAUCAAAGAGCCGUUAGCUCAACUUUACCUCAGCCCAAGCCUCAGAAAUUACCUUCAUUGGACAGCCUUUGGACAUCGUUGUUAGAGAACAAUCAAAGAUCUUUGAGCUCAUCAUUACUUACCUCUACACCUCAAACAAAUGACUUAUUUCAGAAAUCACCUUUGUUGCAGCCCAAUCAAAUGGCUUUUAGAUCACCGUUACCUGACUCCAGACCUCAGACACCACCUGUAUUGAGCCCUAAUCCUUAUGUUCUGAGUUUACCAUCGUCUAACUCAAGACCAACAAAAUCACCUUUAUCAUAUUCUGUCCGCCAGACUCAGAGUUUGCCAUUGUUUCAGCCCAAAUCCCCAAAAGUUACACUGGAUCAUACAUUUAGGACCCUGAGCUCACCAGUUUGUGACUCCAAGUUUCAAAACACCACUUCGCCAAAUGAAAAACACGAUGUCACAGAACCAUUUUGUUUGGUUUCACCCCAUCUCAAACCAAAAGUCUCAGGUCAAUCAUUAUCAAGCUCCAAAAACAUAGCUGCUGCAUGGGGAUCCAGAAUCCAGAGCAAAAGCAGCUUUAAUCUUUCUGCAAAGGCAUAUUCAAAUAAAGAAAUUCCCUGGACUUUGGAUUAUAUUUAUCCUUGCAUUGUUAAAGGUGGAAGUGUCCCUGAUGAUGUUGUAAAUAAAAUUAUCACUUCUCUUUCCAAGACCAGAAUCCAAAGGGAUCUCUGUAGGCAAAUUCUGUUUCGAAGAAUGAGAGGAAAACCAAAUCCUCAUCCUGGUCCCCGCCUUUCAUCACGUUACAUGGUCUGUUUAGCUUGUGCUUCCUGCAUAAAAACUCAUUGUAAGCAUCUUACAGGAAAAAAAGAUCCUCGUAGUGCAAUACUGUCUGUCAUACCAACACCUGAGCCCAGUUCUGAGGGAGAAGUAGAGAUGAAAUUAGUUUUCAUUCUUUCCCUACCAGAGACUUCUUUCUCAUCUUGUCUUCCAUUCCCUGUGAAAGAAAACCAACCUGAUGAAGCUCUUAAAGAGGGUCUUGAAGGAAUGAAGAAGAUAUCACAGUUUUCUCCUUUUGAACUUGAUAACACACAUGGGCUUGAUAUGAAGAAAACAUUGUUGACAGCAGCCCCUGAAAACAAAGUUGUAAGCCCACAGAGCCAGGCCAUUGACUGGCUGCUUUAUGUUAAGAAAAGUAAUUCUCAACCCCAGACUGGGCUCCCAUCCUCUCCUUCUUCCAUAUCUUGUUCCUCAUCCUCUUCUUCAUCUUCUUCCUCUUCUUCCUCUUCCAUUGCACCCUCCUCAUCCUUCCCUUACAAAGACUCUACCACAUCUAACCUCUCAGGCUGUGUGCUCACUAAGUUAGUUAGUUAUCACCGGUUGCCCCCAGGGAUCUCCUGGCUUGAGUUUAUAUGUAGCAAAAAUUAUCAGCUACUUUCUGGAAAAACACACCAAAGUCAAUCUCCACCUCCCCAAACAAAUCCUUCGAGGAAAAGUGCCAUAGUGAAAGGGCCAAAGGGGCCAAAUACACUUUCCAAAUUUUUCCAAAGUAAAUGAGAGACAUCCUGAUUAAAUUAACUUUGUGUUUCUUUGAAAGCAAUUGAUUUCUUAGUUCUUUGAGACUGAAAUUUGAUUAUCUAUCAUACUUAACAUUCUUAGUAAUGACUGAAUGGGACUCUGGAUUUAGCUGGUGAUGCACCUAGUGAAGGGGAACUAUUACUUUCAGGUCUAUUUCUUAGUUAACAAAUGAACUAUGAUCCCUAGAAACCAAAACCAAAUCUUUUGUUUUUACUGAAUGCCUGGCUUAGAGUAGCCAUUAUAUAAUUAUUGUUAAAUUAAUCAUAAUUAGACAGAGACCAGAGAUACUUUAUCCAUCUUGCCCAGAAUAGUAUUCAGAUCAUUGUUAUUCUCUUUGCUCAUAAGAUACGAUAAUGACAAUAUUCUUCAGCCAUAUAUACUAACCUGUUUCCCUAUCUCUAAAGAAAUUUCAGAUCAUGUUUAACUGUUAAGAAUAUAGAGAUAAUCUUUUCAGUUAUGUGUUUCUAGGGAAAAUUUUUAUGUACUCUGAAAUCCAAUGAAUUAUUUAACCUUACUUAACAAAUUUCAGGAAGAAUAACUAACUGGUACAGAUAAUCCUACCUCAUGCCUACUGUGACAAUAUUAAAAUAAUGGACUCUAAAGUCAUCUGUUUAUCACUUUUGAAGAGGGUAAUAAAAAUGUUUUAAAAAUGCCUUUGUUCCACUGGGUCUGCUGGUAAUGGGAAGAUAAGGGAGUUGUCUUACCUACUCACCUUAAGUAAGUAUCUCUACUUCCAAAGGCUAGAAAUAUUAUCUCUUUUAUAUAAUGAUGACUCAUAAUUCUGCUUCUACACACCACAUCUUUCUGUUCACCAAACUACAUUGUGGCCAUUUCCAAUUACACAGGCAUCUCAAACUCACCAUGGCCAAACCCAACUUUAUCAUCUUCACAUUUAUAAUUUAUGUCUUUACAUUUACAGUCCUUUGUCCCUAU